AUGGAUGUUGUAGAGGGGGCGAAGGUGGGGGAUGAACGUGUGGUUAUGUCGAAGGGGGUGGCGGAGACGUCAACUGGUGCUAUUCAGGGUCGGGAGAUUCAAAAGGGGGUCUCCUCAUCGGUUCAGCCUGCAAAAGAUGGGAAACGCUCCUUCCUGCAGGUCGUUCAGAAACGUUUGUUCACUCAGCAAAAGUUUGCAGUGUCGGAGGUAGAUGGUAAGGAGAAGGUUGUGGUGCCGAAGGAGGUUUUGUUGGUGCGAAGCCUUUGUGGGAGGAUUUCGUUGUUGUGGACUCCAUUCUCGGAGGAAGCUCAACCAGGUAUGAAGUCUGUGCGCUUAUGGGUCACCCUUAAUAACGUUCCUCCUACCAUGUUUACGGACAAGGGGUUGGAAUUCCUCUCUAGUGCGGUGGGGAAGCCUAUAAGUUUGCACUCUAAAACUGAGGCUUGUAUCAGUUUCGAUGAAGCUCAAGUUCUUAUUGAAGCAGACCUGACAAAGGAGUUACCACGGGAAUAUGUGUUUAUGGGUGAGGAAGAGGGGGAGCUCGACUACGUAAUUCAGUACAGCUACCCUUGGCUGCCGCCGCGGUGUACUUGUUGUCAGAAGUGGGGACAUCUUGCUGCAACUUGUUUAACCACAGAUGCCUCUACGGGGUCUGGUAAGCAAGCUCAACAGGAUUCUCCACCUACAGUCGUUAGUGAGGAGAUUAGUAUAGUCCAAGAUCAAGCUCAUCCAACCUUGGCAGUUGCUGUGAUCCCUUGCACGGAAACUUCAGAAACUUCAGACAUCUUACCAGGCUCAGCGGUGGACAAAGGAGCAGAUGAUUGGAUUACGCCAAAGUCUGCUCGAAGUAGUCCGGGAAAAAGGCAGGAGGCGCCAAAGUCUGAUGCUGAUGUUUCCCUUUUAAAAAACUCUUACUCUAUUUUGGGUGAAGGAACAGAGCUGGUUGAUGAAGUUGAGAAAGAUCAGGGUGAGGUUGCAGGUUUCUGCUGGAAUGUGUGCGGUUUAAAUCGAUCUUCAAAGCAUUCCGUUAUAAAGCAGUGGGUUGAGGGUAAUAAGUUUCAGUUUGGCUGUCUACUGGAAACUCGGGUUCGGGAAAAGAAGGCUUCGUGGUUGGGAAGUCAUUUAUUUCCUGGUUGGUCGGUUUUAACAAAUUAUGAGUAUAGUCCUCGGGGACGCAUUUGGGUUCUCUGGAAGGGUAGUGUGAGGAUGGACCCUUUCUACAAAAGUGAGCAGUUGAUCACAUGCUCGGUGAAGCUUGAUGAUCAAUCUGAAGAGUUUUUUUGUUCUUUCGUUUAUGGUCUCAAAACUGUUGAGGCUCGGAGAGUUCUCUGGCAAGAGAUUAAAGACCACCAUGAUUCACCUAUUCUCCGGAAUAAGCCUUGGAUACUGUUUGGUGAUUUCAAUGAAACUUUGGAUAUGCAGGAGCACUCUAGGUUUGACGCCAAUCCGAUGCUCACAGGAGGAAUGAGAGAUUUUCAAGCCGUAAUCAAUCAUUGCUCUCUCUCUGAUAUGACUUUUCAUGGGCCGCUUUUUACAUGGUGUAAUAAGCGAGAUGAUGACCUAAUUCUAAAGAAACUCGAUCGGGUGUUGGUGAAUACAGAUUGGGAGCGGGUGUAUCCGCAUGCUUAUAAUGUCUUUGCAGCUGGGGGUUGCUCUGAUCACUUACAUUGUCGCAUCGUGAUAAAGGGGGAUGGGACUCCUCUUGGUCCAAGGCGUAAACCGUUUAAAUUUGUGGAUCUGAUGACGGAUAUGGAUGAGUUUAAACGCUAG
Messenger RNA from Camelina sativa (false flax), 1770 nucleotides. NCBI's taxonomy places the organism in Eukaryota, Viridiplantae, Streptophyta, Magnoliopsida, Brassicales, Brassicaceae. The record is from RefSeq and is a predicted model, not a curated record.